This is a messenger RNA of Xiphophorus couchianus (Monterrey platyfish), 5208 nucleotides long. Its product is annotated as up-regulator of cell proliferation-like. NCBI's taxonomy places the organism in Eukaryota, Metazoa, Chordata, Actinopteri, Cyprinodontiformes, Poeciliidae. Bases 156 to 4823 code for a protein of 1555 amino acids. The transcript is spliced from 3 exons. Gene Ontology annotation, molecular function: GTP binding. The record is from RefSeq and is a predicted model, not a curated record.
AAUUUAUUUAAAUUUAAAUACAGAGCAAAACUUGUUCAAAUAUAGAACAUGUUUUUCUUUCUAUUUCAGGUUGAAAAUAAACACAGGCAGUUGCAGUCUCAAUCUUCUUUCACCAGAAGUAAGGUCUUAAAGGAAGGACCCAGACCACAUCCACAAUGAAUCAACAACUCCCUCAAGGCUUGUUCAACACUCUUUCAAGACUUGGACUGAACAAAUUUUAUCCCAACAAACUUACUCUUCGCUGCCUGUUAGAGAUCAACAAAGACAACAUAAACACAAAUCCUGCUUCAUCACUGAAGGAAAUUCCAUGGUAUUUUCUCAAAAACCUCUUACAGAUCAAUGCUGAAUGUCGAAGUUGUGUGCAACUACCAGCCAAUGAUGAGGAAGAUGAUGAUCUCUUUAGCCUAGACCUUUAUACCGAAGAAGACACUCACAGUGGUGUUAAUGCUCUCGACCUGAUAGUAGCACUUUUCCUUUGUGCUGACAGCUUCUUGCAACAAGAAAUGGCUCUCAGGAUGUCAAUGUGUCAGUUUUCUGUGCCACUGUUGUUGCCUCAUAGCAACAACAGUCAGUGCAGCCUGAUGCUUUGGGCUCUCAGAGGCAUCGUUAAAGAGUGGCGUCCUCAUAGUUUAACUGAAUCAAAAGGUUUCAUUGAGGACACGAUUGUUGAAGCAAAUAUUCCAUUAUUUUCUUUUGUUCGCCUGAAAAACAGCAGUUUAUCAAAGUCCCAGAUGCUGAAUCUUGUUCUAAGCCGUGGGCAGCAGAGUCACAACAUCUUUAUGCAUAAAGACAUGGAGGACAGAGCUAUCAAAAAGGAAAUAGCAAAUGGACUUGUAGAGGUUUUCUGGUACCUUCCCUGUGGAAGAGAAAAUCUGGACAUUUUUCCAGAGCCAGUCGCAUUUGCUAAUCUGAGAGGAGACUUUAGUGAGUCACUUGCACAGUUUAGUUUUCUUGUUCAAGUUUCAACAGCUACCUUUGUGUUCCUGGACAAGGUUGAAGAAAAAGAGCAGGAAACUCUGAGUUCUUUCAAGGAUUUCAGGAGAAAUUUCUUUUUGGUUGUUAAUCGCAAGGAGGAUGGUGACAGUGAGGACAUGAAGUCUGUCAAGAGAACAAUAGAAAAGCUAGAUCUUCCAAAGAACAAUGUCAUCAGAAAAAACAAAACAGAAAACAGAACAUACUUCUCAAAAAAACUCUCUACUGCUAUAAAGACCUCACUGGAAAGUACAACCACAGAUAAAAUGACAACAGAUCUGAUGUAUGAAAAAGCAACAGAACUUGGUCUGUCUGUGGAUGAAAGUAAAAGUGAUGAAGAAAAGAAGGCAGCUGAAGAGAUUGUGAAAGAAAUUGGAGAACAAAGCAUUCCCAAAUACAAGAAGCUGCACCUUCCUUUGCAGGGAGAAAACUGGAAAAGAUUAUCCAAGUUAGAAAUAAAAGUCUGUAGACUAAAUGAGUACAAUGAUUUAGGAACUGAAGAGUACAAAUCUCAGCUACAGGAGGAGAAAACACAAAUCACAGAGGAGCAGGCAAGACACAACAUUUCCAAAGGAAUGAAAAGUUUCAUUGACAACCUUUUCACAGGUGACAAAGAAAAAAGAGAUUUCUUCUUGAAAUGGAUGAAACUUAAGCUUGAUGCACACUCUCGGGAAAAACUCUUACAACUGCGAAACCAGUUCAAAGAGCAAUGCAAGACAAAAGAUGCAGAACUUAUUAAAGAGUUAGAUCAAACUCUGCUGGAAAGCUCUUUAGGAAUUGAGCAUUUCAUGAGAGAGAUGGGACUGAUCUACGAGUUUUCACAGGAAACCACAGAGGAAAUCUCUCGUCUCCCUCAACUGGCUGCUGAAAUGGUGAUGGAUGGACAUCCUUUAGAGCUUCUGGAUGGAGACGCUUCCAACAUCCCAGAAAAGUGGGUGUCUGCUGUACUUAAUGAGGUCCAUAAGAAAGUUGGAAACAGGAGCAGAUUGUUGGUUCUGACGGUUCUGGGUGUUCAAAGUUCUGGGAAGUCGACGCUCCUCAACACCAUGUUUGGUGUCCAGUUUCCAGUCAGCAGUGGAAGAUGUACAAGAGGAGCUUACAUGAUCUUCCUCAGAGUUCAAGAGGAUUUGAAAAAUGAGCUGAAUUAUGAUUUCCUAGUUCUCAUUGAUACAGAAGGUUUAAAGUCUGCUGAUCUGGCUCAACUUGAGGACAGUUAUGAACAUGACAACCAGCUGGCAACCUUCGUCAUUGGCUUAAGUGAUAUUGCCAUCAUCAAUACAGCAAUGGAAAAUGUAACUGAAAUGAAAGAUAUUUUGCAAAUUGCAGUUCAUGCAUUCUUGAGAAUGACCCACGUUGGAAAAAAGCCUGCAUGUCAUUUUGUUCACCAAAAUGUUGCUGGAGUUUCAGCUGAUUCUAAGUGCAUUGCUGAGAGAAAACGUCUUUUGGACCAGCUCAAUGAAAUGACUCAGAUUGCAUCUGAAAUGGAAAAACUACCAACUAUUAAACAGUUCACUGAUGUCCUGGAUUAUGACAUGGAAAAAAACAACUGGAACAUUCCAGGUCUCUGGCACGGCACUCCACCAAUGGCUCCAGUAAACACUGGUUACAGCGAAACUGUUGUUGAUUUUAAGAAAAAUCUUUUGGAGACAAUAAAGAGCAACAAAACCAGUGAACCUACUCAGAUCCCAGAGUUUCUAGAAUGGAUAACAAGUCUCUGGAGGACAGUUAAAUAUGAAAACUUCAUCUUCAGCUUCAGAAACACACUGGUGGCUCACGCUUAUGACAACCUGUGCAAAGCCUUCAAUCAAUGGGAAUGGGAGUUCAGAAAAGAGAUUUACUCCUGGCAGCAACAAACAGAGGUAGAAAUUUUAAACAUACACAAUGAUUCUGGAGUAGAAAACUGGAAUAAACUGGUCUCAGAAAAGAAGGAAGAACUUUCUACAAAGACGCAAACUGAGCAAAUGAAAAUGAAGGAAAAACUCAAUGAGUACUACAAGAGGAAGGACAGACGUGUAAACCUGAUAGAGAAGUACAAAGUUGACUUUUUCAACAGUAUCAACAGCCUUGUCAACGAAAUUGGGCCAUCAGUAAGAACUAAACUGGAUCGUGUUCUUGAACUGAAAGUAAGCCAAAAGAAAGCUCAAGAAAUACAGAGGAAAUACAGAGUUUUGAUUGAAGAGAACGUCAUGAGGCUCCUAUGUGUCUGCAAAAUGUCUAACCUGUCUGAAGAUCAGUUGACAAAAGAGUUUGAGAAGAUGUGGUCUGAAUCUACCGCUAACGUGUCUGGCUUAGAAGAACGAGACAUUGCUGGAUGCGUCCUCAAGCAGUUGAAAAAAAAUUUCUUUAAUCGAAAUGUAAACCAGGAAUUACAGAACACCGACCUAAAACAAGUCGGAAGGAGUCCUUUCACAGUCACAGAGGAGCAUGUAGACAGAUUUAAGGCUAAAUUUGUUGACAUGAAUAAUUUGCAGAUCUUCACAAAUAAUGUUAUUGAGUCGUGUACAGAAUAUCUUACUGGCAAAGUAAAAACACCUGAAGAUUAUCAUGACUCUUUCAUGAAAGACCUACUGGAAAAAGUUGACAAAAACUUUCAACAAAACUACAAGGAAUAUGAAACAAAUACAAAGUAUGAGAUUGACUUGAAGCUUCACAUUUGUGGCAUCGCUUCAAGAGAAUUCCUGGAAAUGCACCAAAAGUUUCUGUCAAACCUGAAUCCUCAGACACAGCUGGAGAAGUACAAGCCUGGGUACUUGUCAGACUUUAUUGAUUUGUACAAAGAAAGAGAUCAUUGUCAACGCAAAGCCAAUGACUACAUUGAGUUUUGUAUCAGACCAGCAGUGGAAGAUUUCAUCAGCAGAUCUCUGGGAGUAGACAUUGUGGAUGAGAUCUUAACGAGCCAUCAUUCUGCAGAGUACAGCUCUCGCUCAUUUUUCCAGUACAGCAUUCAGAAAGAGUUGCUGGAGAAGGAUGACUUUGAAUGUUUUGUAAAGUACAUAAAUAACUAUGAGAUAUAUGUCAAAAACUGGAUAUUCCAACACAUUCAGCAGGAAAUGACACGUGAGAACACAUUGUCCAAACUGAAGAACAACAAACUUCAGGUCAUAAUUAAGAAAGUUACUGCUGCAAUAGAAGUGGCAUCAAGACAACCAGAUGGAGCUACUCUGCAAAACAACAAUGAAAGCAUCGAAAGGUUUGUCCAUGGAAUACGUAAAAAUCUGAACAAAGACCUCACAAUUUCAGUCGAAGCUGAAAAAACGAUCCUCUUUCAAAUCCAAAGCACAUGUCACCCAUUUAUCAACAGUGUCAAAAUGGCAUUGGAGAACCUGACAACUGAGCUUCAGGAACUAUUUUUGAAAUCUGAAGACAUCAAUGAAACUGUGAGGAAACUGACAGUUAAGCCACAGGAUGAACUUUUCAAGCGAGUUUUUGGAUGUGGGAAGCAGUGUCCAUUCUGUAAAGCUCCAUGUGAAGCUGGAGGAAAAGACCACGAGCUGCACAGUGCAGCUAUUCAUCGACCACAGGGUCUUGGCAGAUACAGACAUAGUACAACCAAGAAACUUGUUGAAAGACUGUGUACAACUGAUGUCCAAAGUGACACAUCAUUCUGCAAUUCAGACACUAAAGGACAGUUUCAUCCUUACAAAGAGUACACAACGUAUUAUCCAGACUGGCAGAUUCCACCAGACCCCACCAUUGAGGCUUCAGACUACUGGAAGUACAUCCUGGUGAAAUAUAAUGAUCAAUUUGCUGAAGAAUAUGGAGCCAAACCAGCAGAUGUUCCAGAUGCCUGGAAGAAAAUCUCAAAGGAAGACGCUCUGAAAGGUUUAAAAGAUGCUUUCAAUAUAAAGUGAAAGGAAAUUCUGAAGUAUUAAAAAGCAAUAGAUAUCAGAAGUUCAAAUGUACUCGAAACUACAAAGACAAAGGAGAACAUCGGCUAUCAAAGAAGACAUGAAAUGAAGUACAAAUACUCUUAGAAUAUCUCAUUUUUAACAGUUAAACUGAUUUAAUACAAGAAGCACUACAAGUGCACCAUGAAGAAAAGACCUUUCAUAGUGUUUUUUUCUAUAUCAUUAAUUCUAUAUAUAACACAUAUAGCCGUGUUUUAAUGAGCAGUAGCACUUGCUAGAAAGAAAUGCAAACGUAUUCCAACACAAAAGGUUUCUAUAUGGUUUCAAUAGAUUAUGUUAACAUUGUCAUCAGAAUAAAAUAUAAGGGAAAACAGAGAAAAGUAAAAAC